ACGCUAAUCAUCCCCAUGAACAAUGUGAUGACGUCCCUUCAAAAUGUUUCUGGGUACUUUGUCAGGAUGUCGGCAACAGAGGUCCGCGGACAGGUUUUGUCUGGAACAGCAGUAGCUAAACGAAUUACUGAACAACUCACCAAAGAUGUAGAAAGACUGAAAUCUCGUGUCCCAGAUUUUGUACCUGGUUUAGCUAUAGUACAAGUAGGCGGACGUGAGGAUUCAAAUGUUUAUAUCAGACAAAAAAUUAUAAAAGCAGCUGCAAUUGGUAUCAAAACACACCAUAUUCAGUUUCCUAGAGAAGUCACUGAAGCUGAGCUAGUUACUCAGUUAGAAUAUCUCAAUGAUGAUCCCCGCAUACAUGGAAUUAUUGUACAAAUGCCUCUUGACAGCGUUAAUGAUAUAGACGCUCGUCUCAUCACAGAUAUAGUUUCACCUGACAAAGAUGUUGACGGGUUAAAUACAAUUAAUGAAGGAAGAGCAGCUAUUGGUGAUUUGCAUUCUUUUAUUCCUUGUACUCCAAAGGGUAUUAUGGAGUUGAUUAAGGGUACCGGAAUUAAAACUGAAGGUGCAGAAGCAGUUGUGGUAGGUCGAAGCAAAAUAGUGGGAACUCCCAUUGGUGAGCUUUUGAAAUGGGCCCAUGCAACUGUUACCAUAUGUCAUUCAAAGACCCGUAAUUUGGAAGAAACGUGCAGAAGAGCAGAUAUCUUGGUGGUUGCUGUAGGAAAACCAGAAAUUGUGAAAGGGAGUUGGAUUAAGCCAGGUGCUGUUGUCAUCGACUGUGGUAUAAACGCUAUCCCAGAUGCUACGAAAAAAAAUAAGCAAAGACUAGUCGGUGAUGUUCACUAUGAAUCAGCUAGCAAAGUGGCGUCGUAUAUUACACCAGUUCCAGGUGGUGUUGGGCCGAUGACUGUUGCCAUGUUAAUGAAGAAUACUGUUCAAAGUGCUCAUAAAACAGUCAACAAAUUAGUAGAGGCAAGAUGGGAUUUGCGGAUUCUUCAUUUGAAACUUAAGAAGCCCGUUCCAAGGGACAUCGAUAUCGCUCAUGCUCAUGAGCCUAUAAAUAUUCAACACAUAGCAGAAGAAAUAGGAAUAUACCCUAGUGAACUCAUUCCAUAUGGAGCCAAAAAGGGCAAGGUAUCGUUAUCUAUUUUAGAUAGAUUACAGGAACGAAAAGAUGCUAAAUACAUUAUAGUUGUGGGAAUAACUCCCACACCUCUAGGGGAAGGAAAAACUACUACGUCAGUAGGUUUGGGCCAAGCUCUUGCAGCCCACAAAGGAGUGAAUGCUCUUGUUACUUUGCGACAGCCUUCCUUAGGUCCUAUGUUUGGUGUGAAAGGUGGUGCAGCUGGUGGGGGUUACGCCCAAGUUAUCCCUAUGGAAGAAUUUAACAUACAUCUGACAGGAGAUUUGCACGCAAUUACUGUUGCUAAUAAUCUAGUAGCAGCACAGUUGGAUGCAAGAAUCUAUCAUGAAGCUACUCAAAAGGACGAUGCUUUAUACAAUCGUCUUGUACCUGAAAUUAAAGGAACAAGGAAGUUUUCCGAUAUUCAACUGAGAAGACUUAAGAAACUUGGAAUAACUAAAACCAACCCUAACGAACUAACAGCGGAGGAAAAAACUCGUUUUGCUAGAUUAGAUAUAGAUCCAAAAAGUGUGACCCUGAAGCGAGUAUUGGAUAUUAGCGACCGAUACCUUCGUAAAAUCACAAUAGGGCAAUCGCCUACAGAAAAAAAUUUGACUCGCGAAACGGGCUUCCAAAUAACUGUGGCAAGUGAAAUAAUGGCUAUAUUAGCGCUAGCCACAGACUUGAAGAACUUUAGAGAACGCAUUGCUUCAAUGGUUGUAGCUUUUAACAAAAAGGGGGAACCUGUAACUGUUGAUGACCUAGGAGUCACAGGAGCUGUAAUGAUCAUUCUUAAAGAAACUAUGUAUCCCACUUUAAUGCAAACCUUGGAAGGAUCUCCCGUUUUAGUUCACGCCGGACCAUUUGCUAAUAUCGCUCAUGGAUGUUCUUCAAUCUUAGCUGAUAAAGUAGGCUUGAAAUUAGCAGGAGAGCAGGGCUAUGUGAUUACUGAAGGAGGAUUUGGGUCUGAUAUAGGGAUGGAAAAGUUGCUAAACAUUAAAACUCGUGUAUCUGGACAUGUUCCCAACUGUAUUGUUCUGGUAUGUUCCGUUAGAGCACUAAAGAUGCAUGGAGGUGGUCCCCCGGUAACUCCUGGACAACCGCUCGCGUCAGCUUACACACAAGAAAAUCUGGAACUAUUGCAAAAGGGUCUUCCAAACUUAAUAAAACACAUCAGCAAUGGAAAGAAGUUUGGUUUACCGGUUGUUGUUUGUGUUAACACAUUUGAGACCGACACCGAAGCUGAGCUUAAGUUAGUACAGAGCAAGGCUAAAGAAAAUGGAGCAUUUGAUGCUGUCGUUGGUAACCACUGGGCAGAAGGAGGGGCUGGGGCAGUAAAAUUGGCAGACGCAGUUAUCGCGGCUUGUGAACAAAAGAGCAAUUUCAAAUUUUUAUAUGAGCUCGAUAAAACAUUAGAAGAAAAAAUCAAAAUUAUCGCAACGGAAAUGUAUGGCGCUGGAAGUAUUACUUACACUCCUGAAGCAGCAGCAAAAUUGAAAACGUACCAAGAAAGGGGCUUCGGGAAAUUACCUAUUUGCAUGGCGAAAACUUCUGCGUCUCUUACGGGAGAUCCCGCAGUCAAAGGAGCGCCUACUGGAUUUGAACUAAAAAUUAAUGACGUCACUUUAUCUGCUGGAGCUGGAUUCGUUGUACCUAUUAUAGGAGAGAUUUCAGUAAUGCCAGGUUUGCCAACCAGACCAAAUUUCUUCGACAUGGACGUAAAUAUUGAAACUGGCGUCAUAGAAGGAUUGUUCUGAUUUCUUUAUAGGGAAUCAACAACUUAAAUCAUUCAUUUAGAGGUUGAAAUUAUUGUAAUAUGUAGUAUAUCAAAGAUAACAAUAAAAUAUAUACCUCUUUAGAACAA
This is a messenger RNA of Zophobas morio, 2990 nucleotides long. RefSeq names its product C-1-tetrahydrofolate synthase, cytoplasmic (gene pug). Lineage: Eukaryota; Metazoa; Arthropoda; Insecta; Coleoptera; Tenebrionidae. Gene Ontology annotation, cellular component: cytosol. Bases 16 to 2883 code for a protein of 955 amino acids. The record is from RefSeq and is a predicted model, not a curated record. Gene Ontology annotation, biological process: tetrahydrofolate interconversion. Gene Ontology annotation, molecular function: ATP binding; formate-tetrahydrofolate ligase activity; methylenetetrahydrofolate dehydrogenase (NADP+) activity. The transcript has 13 exons.